This is a messenger RNA of Aspergillus tanneri, 354 nucleotides long. RefSeq lists its product as uncharacterized. Lineage: Eukaryota; Fungi; Ascomycota; Eurotiomycetes; Eurotiales; Aspergillaceae. Bases 1 to 354 code for a protein of 117 amino acids. The transcript has 2 exons. The record is from RefSeq and is a predicted model, not a curated record.
AUGGCGGACGAUACCAUGCAUUUCACGCGUGAUCUUACUGGUAUGAAACGGGUCCAGAUGUACACAUAUACUGACAAUGGAGGAGCCCAAAUGACGAACAGCAAUGGAAAAGUAAGACUUGCACCCGGUCCUGCAGACCAGCAACUUGGAUUCGCUGUUCGGUUAGGACUUUCUGCUCCUCAGAGAGAGCUAGUCCUGUCGCUUGACAUCCUGUUUGCCGUGCUGCUUCCAUGCUCAGAUCUCCCCAGCCACAAUAUCCAGGAGAUGAUGCGUCGAGGUAAUGCGCGCUUUCUUGAGAAUGUGAUCUACUUUGCAGCGCUGCGCGAACUCAAGGGAUUCAGUCAGAUCGCCUGA